This is a messenger RNA of Paramecium pentaurelia, 1289 nucleotides long. The record is from the annotation of a GenBank genome assembly. NCBI's taxonomy places the organism in Eukaryota, Ciliophora, Oligohymenophorea, Peniculida, Parameciidae.
GUAUGGGAAAUUGUGGAUGUUUAAAAAGAAAUGAUAAAGAAUUUGAUGACUUAGUUGAUAUACCAAUUAAAUAAUAACCAGUCUAAGAGAAUUCAGAAUAAUAGAAACCCACAAUGUAAUUGAGUUCGUACUCUGUCCCUUAAAGAUAAAAAAUAAAGGAAACAAUAAAUCUAAGAAAGUCUCAUACUAUUGAAGGUGAAAAAAAACUCAAUGAUUAUAUAUUAAAAUAAGUUUUGGGAUAAGGUUCAUUUGGAAAAGUGAGACUUGCAGAAAAAAAUUUAUAAAAUUAUGCUAUAAAAAUACUAAAUAAAAGCAGACUUAAAAAAUAAAGAGAGUAUUAUACUGAUUCAAAUGGAGGUUAUAUUUUAAUUAUAAUGGUAGUUGUUAAGAUUAAGAAUGCAUUUUAAAAUGUGGCUAAGGAGAUUGCUAUUAUGAAGAAGUUACGUCAUCCUAAUAUUAUUCGUCUUUAUGAAAUUAUUGAUUCUCCUAAUUCAAAUAAAAUGUAUAUGGGUAUUCUCUGCUUUUAAUAUCAAAGUAAUGGAGUAUGCAUAAAAUGGUUAAUUAAUUGAUUGGAAUGAAGAUUUAGGAGAAUUUAUUUUAACACAUUAAGAUUUUAAACUUACAGAAGAAAAAUUGAGAAUAAUUUGUAGAGACAUUAUAAAAGGUAUUUAUUAAAGUAAAAGAUUAUAAUAAUAUCAAUAUAGUGCAUGAAUUAGGAAUAGUACAUAGAGAUUUAAAACCUUAAAAUAUUUUGUUUGAUUAAAAGUUUAGGGCUAAAAUAUGUGAUUUUGGGGUUUCUUAAAUUAUAAAUGGUGAUACUGAGCAUUUUGGUACCAAUGGCACUUAUUUAUUUAUGGCUCCUGAAUGUUUUGAAAAUUGUUAAUUUGAUAGAAAAGCAGCUGAUAUUUGGGCAUUUGGAAUUACAAUAUAUUCAUUUGCUUUUUUAAAAGUACCAUAUCUUGGAGUUGAUAUAUAAGAGAUUAUGGAUUCAAUAUAAUAAAAUGAGUAAAUAAAUAUUAUAUUAAUAGAAUUUAAUAUCCUAAUUGUAGAAUUGAAUUUUAAAAUUUUCUAAAAAAAUGUUUAAAUAAAGACCCAAAUCUUAGAUCUACAAUAUAAGAAUUAGCAAGAGAUCCAUGGAUAAAUGAAGGCUAAUAGAUUCGAUUGCAUGAUGAGAUAGAAUAAAAACUUAUGAUGAUAGAAGUUAAUGAGACAGAAAUCUAAGAGGCAUAUUCAUUAGCUACAUUUAUUUUAAUAAAGAAUUGGGUUGCUAAAUUGAAGCAUUAAUGAUU